AUGGCCACCGAUGACUCCAACCCAGAGGACCACGUCUUACCACAACGUAGAAACUCCCUCUGCUACGUAACCCGAUUCGGUUCCAAGGUGGAGACCGUGAAGCAAAGGGCAGUCUAUGCAGUGACUACAGAAGCCACGCAAACUGAUCUUGAUGCGGAGAUGACGAAAGUUUCCUCCCUUGUUCCCGGAGCCGGCACCCCGUAUGCGGGUUUAAGUCAGGAGCACUUUGUUCCCCAAGCUCCCGUUUCUAUGCCCCACUUGACGGGUGGACUGCCCGGCUCCACUGACCUUCUUGGUCAGCAACAGGCUCUUGCCAUCAACCCCACCUCUCUCAUGCAAUAUUUCCGAAUUCGCACCCUACCUCUCACCCGGAAAGUCAUCCGCGAAGGCUGGCUCAUGAAGAGGGGUGAACACAUCAAAACAUGGCGCCGACGAUACUUCAUUCUCAGAGAGGAUGGUACCUUCUAUGGAUAUAAAAAUAUUCCAAGAGACAACCUAGAGCAACCACUAAAUAAUUUUACCGUUCGAGACUGUCAGAUAAUAUGCCUGAACAAGCCCAAGCCCUACACAAUCCUAAUGCGAGGUCUCCAGUGGACGACAGUGGUGGAGCGAUUGUUUUUCGUUGAACACGAAGUCGAACGCGAUGAGUGGAUCAGUGCCAUCCAAAUGGUCGCCAACCGACUUCGCUCUGAAAAUGAGGCACCCACAAGUGUUUUCAAAGUCGAUUUCGCUGAAGACGUCGUCAUUGAUUUUCCUCAGAGGCCACCUAAGCGUUACUCCACUGACGACUUUGAGCUUUUAAAGGUGCUUGGCAAGGGAACUUUCGGCAAAGUUGUACUUUGCAAAGAAAAGGAGUCCGGCUGCUUCUACGCUAUGAAAAUCCUUAAGAAGACCGUUCUAAUUGAGAAAGAGGAGGUCGGUCACACACAGACAGAGCAUCGGGUGCUGCAACUCAAUCACCAUCCCUUCAUGACGCAGUUGAAGUACUCCUUCACCACACGGGACCAUAUCUUCUUCGUUAUGGAGUACUGUAAUGGCGGUGAACUCUUCUACCACCUCUCGCGAGAGCAUGUCUUCUCCGAGUCGCGGACACAAUUCUACGCCGCCGAAAUCACAUCUGCUCUUGGAUACCUACAUAGUCAGAACAUCGUCUAUAGGCAAGUCAUUGGGCGGGAAUACUUAAAAAUUCGUGACCAUUUUCGACGCGUAAACAACUAUCCUAAACCACGCCUUUCAUCAUCAACCGAUUCUGAUGCUACUAGUCAUUCAAAACAAAUUGACGGAUUAAGCAGAGACCUGAAAUUGGAGAACUUGUUGCUGGAUAAGGAUGGUCAUAUCAAGAUAACCGACUUCGGGCUGUGCAAGGAGGACAUAGGCUUCGGCUCGACCACAAAGACCUUCUGCGGCACGCCUGAGUACUUGGCGCCGGAGCUGCUCCUGGACAAUGACUACGGACUCUCUGUGGAUUGGUGGAGUCUAGGCGUCGUCAUGUACGAAAUGAUGUGCGGUCGACUGCCUUUCUACUCCAACGAACACGAAAUCCUCUUUGAACUCAUCCUCCAGGAGAGCGUAAAGGUGCCGGACAACCUAAGUCCUGUGGCGCGUGACAUCUUAAUCCGCCUCCUCAUGAAGGAUCCAGCCGAACGACUUGGUGGGGGCAAGGCGGACGCCAUUGAAGUCAUGGUGCACCCCUUCUUCGAGUCUAUCUCCUGGGAUAAACUGAUCCGCAAGGACAUCAUACCGCCGUGGAAGCCGGAUGUGAACGGUGACAUGGAUACCAAAUACAUUCCCGAGGAGUUCCAGAGGGAGAACGUGGCAGUUACGCCACCGGAGAAGAGCGUGUACUCCGACUUCCUUGAUCAGCCCUACUUUCAGCGCUUCAGCUAUCAUGGCAGCCGACAGAGUCUCAGUCGUCAAAGUGUUCUCAGCUUCGGAGACAAUGGCUCUAUACCUGAAGGCGCCCUUCCCAACUGA
Messenger RNA from Echinococcus granulosus, 1974 nucleotides. Its product is annotated as RAC serine/threonine-protein kinase. Gene Ontology annotation, biological process: protein phosphorylation. The record is from RefSeq and is a predicted model, not a curated record. Gene Ontology annotation, molecular function: ATP binding; protein serine/threonine kinase activity. The transcript is spliced from 8 exons. The coding region runs from base 1 to 1974 and encodes 657 amino acids. Lineage: Eukaryota; Metazoa; Platyhelminthes; Cestoda; Cyclophyllidea; Taeniidae.